Ipomoea triloba (trilobed morning glory) is the source of this 2431-nucleotide messenger RNA. RefSeq lists its product as uncharacterized. The transcript has 2 exons. Lineage: Eukaryota; Viridiplantae; Streptophyta; Magnoliopsida; Solanales; Convolvulaceae. The coding region runs from base 612 to 1970 and encodes 452 amino acids. The record is from RefSeq and is a predicted model, not a curated record.
AUCCAAUUAUUAAACAAGUUGACUUCUAUGAGCCUAGGUUCACCUUUUCUUUUUUGUUAGUUUUGUCUUAAAUAGACAUUAAACAAGAAGUUUGGAACAAUUUAUGAUGCUGUGGAUGUGACUAUGCAAAAAUUGAAGCAUGUGAGGUAUAUGGUAUGUAAGGCAAAAAUUGCUGUUGAAUGGCUUUGCUGUGUUAUGGAGGAGGUUGAUAUGAUUGAUAAUUGCUGUUAUUGAUGACGAGAAAUGGGUUAAAGAAACUAGGGCGGUUUAAGGUGGGUAUCUUAGUUCGGGAUUUGCUCUCUAUCGGGUCUGAUUUGAAGCGAUGGAAAAGGAUAAUAGUACGUGCAUCGCCAUGUUUACACUUGACGAUGGUGGUCAAGGAAGAGAGCUAUAAAUGCUUCACUUGUUAAUUGUUACUAUCAGGUUGAGAGUAUGAAAGUUACUGCAAACAGCAAGCCAUCUAACCAAGGAGAAACUAUAAUGUGGAAUUGGUUGAUGCUCUGGGGCCUUGCCUAAAGUUUGUUUCCUUGUCGAUAAAAGCAUGUGAGAAUUAUUACAAAUUCUUUAUUACUAGCUCGAUACUUGAUCUGAGUAUCGUGGGCCUUGAUGCCAUGGAUGGAGACACGAAUGGGCAGGUUCAGCAUCCUCAUUUUCUGAAAACCUGUUCGAAACCAAAUCUUGGGCUAGGUAGUGUAGUUUACCUAUUAGGGUACAGUGAGAAAAAGGAGCUGACAGUUGGUGAAGGGAAGGUUGUGAUCGCCACCGACAAUCUUAUAAAACUGUGUACAGAUGGAGUAGCAUGGAGCCCUGGGUCUGCCGGUUUUGAUGUUCAUGGAAAUCUUGCGUUCAUGGUAUGUGAUCCUAUGAAGCUCGCCACGUCUCCGAACUCAAAGUCAUCUACGACUUCACCAUCUUCAUCAUCGUCGUGGAAGAAGGAUAGUCCUAUGCAAUUUGGUAUACCAAUCCCCAUUAUAUGUGACUGGUUAAACCAGCACUGGGAGGGAAACCUCGACGAACUCAACAAACCCAAGUUGCCACUAAUGAGAUUGAUGUCUGGUGGCCAAAAGAGCGAGCAUUCUUGCGCUUCCUUCACCUUGAGGCGAGUUUUCAAGUCUACUGAAGGUGAGAACGAGGGAACUCCAACAUCCUCGAACACAGUGUUGAAACCUAGAGAGCAGCCUGGACCGAGCUGUUCCACCAUUGUUAAUAAUCUGGAAGACGAAACACUGACUACAGAUCAACGCGCUACUACACAUGUGCAGGGAAUUCCAACUCCUGAAAUCUACGAGUCGCCAAAGGUAACUUCAAUAGCUGUCAGGAAGAAGGAGAGUGCUCAAGUCCAGCUGUUGGAUAUUAACUUUCCCCCGAGGAAUGCCAAAACUGCUGCCUCCCCGCAAUCUGCAAGAAAAAUGCCUUCAAACCAUGAUGAAAAUUGUGUAGAUCAGCCUCCCUCUCACCAAGUGCUGAGAAAACAGGAAAACUUUAGUGAUGGCCCGCAAAUCGACCCUUUAGCAGAUGCUGAGGUUGCCUCCUCAACUGGCUCCAUAAAUGGGGCUCAGAGCGAGGUCCAAAGUUCAUCCCCUGUCGAGGCAUCAGAGAUGCAACAUGAUUACAGUAGCGAGGGAGAGACUACCAUGUACUCCGCAGAAACUGCAGAAAGCCGAAAUAUUCCAAGCCCUAGACACGGGAAAUUCCAGCAGGUAGGGAGGAGCCAAAGCUGCAUGAAUUACAACAGAUGGGGAGCUGUACAAAGAAGUUCGGCUGCACACAGGACAACAACACCAGAGAAGCAUAGAAACUUCAUGCAGGGUAGAAAGGUCUACUCUCAAGGCGCAACUUCGCAGAGGAGCAAUGACUAUUUCAGCCCCACGGUUUCUUCCAUCAUGAAGAAACGAAACACCCCACCCGAGGUGGUACCCAGCAGGCCGCGUCAAAGCACAGGAAAUUCAUCUCCAAGAUGGAUGUUCUAAGCUCUAGCUGCAACAACUAUUUCAGUCCCAUGGUUUUUUCCACCAUGAAGAAUCGAAACAACCCCUAUUUCAGUCCCAUGGUUUUUUCCACCAUGAAGAAUCGAAACAACCCCCCGCCCCCACAGGUGGUACCCAUAGGCUGCGUCAAAGUGCAGCAAAUUCAUCUCCUAGAUGGAUGUUCUUGCCCACAAAAGGCGAAAUUCCCUCGUCCCCAGAUGGAUGUUCUAAGCUCUCUGACUGCAGAAAGGCAAAUUCUUUUCAUUUGCUCACACUUUUGGCAAGCUCUUUUUUUCCAUACUGUAACUAAUUUAUUGUGACUACUAGAUAUGUAGAGCAUAUAAAAGAGCUACUCCAAAUUAGAACAGUUCUGAACAAGCCAAAGAUGUAUUGUUCACUUAUAUAGCAAAAACUACAAGACUGAUUUAUAUUCUAGAGGUAAUAAUUUCCAGUCUACUUUUAAA